Messenger RNA from Fomitopsis serialis, 885 nucleotides. RefSeq names its product HAD-like domain-containing protein. Gene Ontology annotation, molecular function: hydrolase activity, acting on halide bonds, in C-halide compounds. Bases 82 to 759 code for a protein of 225 amino acids. The record is from RefSeq and is a predicted model, not a curated record. The transcript is spliced from 7 exons. NCBI's taxonomy places the organism in Eukaryota, Fungi, Basidiomycota, Agaricomycetes, Polyporales, Fomitopsidaceae.
AUUGGGUUAGAAUAGAGGAGUUGACGCCGUUUCAGACAAGCCUUAUCACCUCUCAUAUUGCCGGUGCAUAGCUCGCCCACAAUGACACACAGAACCGGCAUUCACGUACUCGCCUUCGAUAUCUACGGGACAAUUCUGAACACUAACAGCAUCACAUCGGGGAUCAAACAACAUAGUCAUCUAGACGACGAGAAGGCCGCCCAACUCAGCCAACUAUGGAGGCGAUAUCAACUCGAGUACACAUGGCGCCUGAACUCCAUGGGUCUCUACGAGCCUUUCGACACCGUUACUAAGAGCAGCCUCAAGCACGCUGCCGCGGAGAUGGACAUCAUACUCGCGGACGGCGAGAUCGCCGCCUUGAUGAGCGACUAUAGCCGUCUUCUCCCGUUCGAAGACGCAGUUCCGGCGCUGGAGGAACUGAGUCGAAAUCCGAAUAUCAAGGUCGUUAUUUUCAGCAACGGGACCGAGCAGAUGGUCUCAACAGCAUUGCAUGCCUCGCUACCCGAGGCACUCCUCCCCCUACCACUACACCUCGCAGACUCGGUAAGGCAGUACAAGCCAGCGCCGUCCAUCUAUGAUGGACUGCGCAAGGCAUUCAGCGACGCUCCCGGGGCGCAGGGCGACUCGCCCGACGUCUGGCUUGUCAGUGGGAACCCUUUCGACGUCACUGGUGCACGUGCCGCGGGACUGGGAGCUUUCUGGGUCGACCGCGCUGGCGGCGGGUGGAAGGAUCAGAUCCCUAUGCUCACGCUGGUGUAGGACCUCUCAAGAUCGUGAAGAAUCUAGGAGAGAUAGCAACGAUUGUCAAGGAGGAGUCCUGAAGAGCUCGUCGCCAGUUCCGUGUGAAUGUGUCCGCAUGCACCACACAAGACAAUGUCAACGUUC